GGGAAUGUUGGUUGCGGUUAUGGUUUAUUGUAGGCCGUUUACGCUCGGCUGUGUGGUGUGGUUUAUUAUAAAUGAUCGGGCAAUAAAUAUGUCGAGAUAACACAUGUUAGAUUAUUAGAUCGAGUAUAUAACAAACAAGUUUUUUCGCCUGGCUGAUGUACAAUAGAUUUCAGUGUUAUGAUCGCAUCGUAGCGCAAGUUCUAGACUCUUGAAACCAGUCGAUAUUAUGUGGUCGGAACGCGAAAAAGACAUAGGAAUUUUAAAUUAUGAUUCCCAUGGUGUAUACAGUGUAUGGUUUUGCCAUAUUUUUCAUCGUCGCGUGGGUGUGUUUGUGGUUAAUUCAUAUAAUGGCCUUUUCGUAUUCAAAGUGGAAAUUGCAUCGGACUGUGGACCGGUCACCGCCGGAGCAACCGUAUCCCGGUGUUUCAAUCCUAAAACCACUUACCGGUGUCGACCCAAACCUAUUCUCGAACUUGGAGACGUUUUUCUCGCUGGACUAUCCAACGUAUGAAAUAUUAUUUUGUGUGGAGAACGAACAUGAUCCCGCCCUAAUGCUCGUCAAUAGCCUAAUACACAAAUAUCCUCAGGUGGAUUCGAGGGUAUUCAUCGGUGGUACGCGAGUUGGCGUUAAUCCUAAAAUCAACAAUAUGCACCCGGCAUAUUUGGCGGCAAAGUAUCCCUUAAUAUUGGUGAGCGAUUCAGGAAUUCGUAUGCGUGAUGAUACAUUGUUAGAUAUGGUACAACAUAUGAAAGACGACGUUGCGAUAGUGCACCAGAUGCCAUUUACGUACGACGCUGAUGGCUUCGCAGCGGUGUACGAGAAAGUAUACUUUGGUACGGCGCAGGCGCGUAUGUAUAUGGGAGCAGACUUCUUGGGCAUCAAUUGUCACGUUGGAAUGUCGUCUCUGGUGAGACGGUGCGCGUUGGAGGAAGCCGGCGGUUUGGCGGCUUUCGGGGAAUAUCUCGCGGAAGAUUUCUUCAUGGCGAAAGCUGUAGUGUCCCGAGGUUGGCGUAUGCGGGUCGCAUCAUUACCAGCGUUACAAAACUCGGGCUCAAAGUCCAUAGGAGCGUUGCAAGCUCGCCUAAAGCGGUGGGCGAGGUUGCGAAUAGCGAUGGUGCCAACGACAGCAUUGUUAGAGCCGUUGAGUGAGUGCAUGCCUCUCGGCGCCGGCGCGGCCUGGGCGGCCGGCCAGCUAUUUGGCGCGGAACCUCUGCCGUUCUUUUUAGUACAUGUACUCGUGUGGUUUCUAUCGGACUGGCUGAUGUUGCGGUCGGCGCAGAAUGGGUCGCCGCCGUUCACGAAAGUGGAGUUCCUGCUCGCGUGGGUGUGGAGCGAGUGCUGUGCGCCUUUCGUGCUGGCGACGGCCGUGCUGAAUCCCGAGAUCUCGUGGCGGACUCGCAGCUACCGGCUCGACUGGGGAGGCCGCGCCCACGAGCUCAAACCCAAGCUCAAGUUCUGAGCUGGUCCCCCUCCUUAAUUGAAAGCUUUAAUUUGGUGUAGAUUAUGUUGUAUUUUCAAUGGAUACCAUUCAGUACGGCCGAUUUCAUAUGUGAGUUUAUAAUAAUUAUAUUAUAUUAGAGUUAAGUUUUUAUUUUAAUUGCUAUUUAUAGUUUUGAAAUGAACGGUGGACACUUGUUAUUCUUGUUUUAAAGAGUUUUGUACGUUUAUAGAUUAAACAGAAUAUUUCAGCUGUUGUAUCCUAUUUUGUGGUUUAUUGCCUAUAUUGAUCUGCCAUUAUAUUUAUUUGGAAGCCAGCAAUUUAUUAUUUGGAGAUUGUAUUGAUGGGUCAUUGGUGAAUCAAUCAGCCUAGCCUGUACAUAGAGAUAAAGGCAAUACAAUGACACUUUCCAAAUUUGUAUUAUGUAGGGCAAGGCAUGUGUAAAGGUCUUGUAAAUACAAUGGUUUAUACAAUAUCCUAGAUUAAUUGAUACAAAUGAUUGUUUUAUGCUUCAUUUCAUGCUGAUAUAAAUAAAGCAAUAACGCAUAAUAAAUAAUUGUGAUAAUCAAAAAUACAAGUUAGGUAUGUUACUGAUAUUUUCUAAUAACAUUUUGGAUAACUGUUUGGUCAAUGUUCCCACUCUGUUUAAUUUUGUGAAAUUACAUUUAUUUAUGCAACUGUUGCAUUAAUCUAAAUUAAAUCUUACAGGGUUUAACUGUUUCAAAAGCACUUUCCAAUUUAAUUUUCAAUGUACCUUUGGACUGGAUGAUUCAAAAACUUCAAGCGUCACUCAGGUCUGAAAGGGGACCAAAAAUGAGAAAUUAUUUUUCGAACGUAGCCUAAAAGACAGAAUAUCCAUUUAAUUAUUGGACUAAUUAAGUUUUAAUAUUUGAGAAUGAAGACUGGUAUUUAGUUGGCUUCCAAAGGUACUUGAAUCUUUAGUUAAGAAUUAAAUCAAUACUGAGUGCCAUGAAAAACACUUGUACAUUGCAUAAAAUCUUAUUAAGCAUUUGAUUAAUUGAAUGGCCCGAUUUACGAUGUAAGUACCUAGGGUUGCCAAUUUUCAGAAAUAAUUUAAUGACUUUGAAAGCGCACGUAACUGUUACAUAAGGCGAUUUUCACGCUGUCUACCAUUAUUUUGAGUCUGUGUAUUGGCAACUCUAUACGAAUAUUCCAUUAUGACUAUGAGUUAAAUUUAAAAUUGAAACCAUGCGCUUGGUUAGCAAUAAACGUUUCUCUCGUGUCUGAUGAAUCUGUCGUCAGUUAUAUACCAACAAAAAAUAUUGCUUUUUAUAAAAGUGUAUGUACAUAUAACAUAGUACUUAACAUUUCAAUGGAUAUAAUAAUUUAGAAAAUGAAAAUGUGAUUUACUAUCGAGUCAUAUGAAUAUCACAUUUCUGUAUGUGCGUCAUUGUACACGUGAUACGUUAUUGUGAAUCAAUAUACUGAAGAUUUUAUAAAUACUCAACUUUUAAGUCUAAUGAGUGUAAGGUUACUCUGAAUUUCUUUAUAAUUUGGAGAAAGUCUUUAGAAACAUACAUUGUAUCAAGUCUUGGUUAAUUUAUUAAAAAAUUAAUGAGUACGAGGCAACAUCUAAACAUCAUUCACGAGCAAAAUUGCGUUUCAGAACAAAGAAAUUUAAUAGAGAUCAACUCAUUUUUACAAAUUUCAGCCAAGUAGCUCAGUCAUGUUGUAAAUAACACAGGCAUUUUCAAUGUUAGCUAUGCCUGAUUACCAGUUUAAAGAUUUUAAAUAUUUGCAUACGAUUAGAAUCCGAACGUUUCCAUGACAAUGAAAUCCUUAUCACCUCAAUGGACCAUUCAUACAUUUUAUCAAAAGAUGAGUCACGCGUACUCCCCAAAUGCAUUACAACACACGUACGGGAAUAAGCAUGAUACAAUUUGGCCGAAAUUUCUAAGAACAAUUGUCGAUCUUAUUGAUGUCAUCAAGCUUUGUACAACGGCGUUUUAUCGAUCUAUAUAUUCCCAAAUGAUGUAUAAUGCAAAUUAUAUUCUAAAAUUAUUUACACAUCAAUAAUGACACCCCUUAAACAAUAGACUAAUUCAUAUCUAGUGAUGACUUCUCUGGAACAUUAUCGCUCGCGGUUAGAAAUUACCGAUAUAGGUUCUUACGACACGCAUUUCGUAGUCAUUAUAUACCUAUGUGAAUCAGCCGACACGUUAUCAGUUGCGGCAACGAAUCAUGUAUAUUCAUAACCGUUUUACUAAAUCGGCGCAUUUUCACGUAUUUUCGUAAUGAGUAUCAUGCUCUAUUGUUGUGAUAAGUUUUGAUAGCUCGGACGAUUGAUAAAGUUUACGAUGCUAGGGUUGUCACAACCAUGGUAUAAGAUAAAGAACACUGCCCUUAACUAAAUAGUUAGCAAAUCUCAAAUGAAAUGUAAUUUGUUUGAUAUGUGUUUUUUCUAUUUAUCGAGUCUUAGUGAAUCUUACGCGCAACUGUAAAAUAUGGAACGUACUCGAAUGUUACUUCUGAUAAAGAAAUAACUGUUUUAUGUUCGCACAAUUAGACGCAUUCGAAUUGUUAAUAUCCUGGUUCGGGCAACCCUAUAUGAGCGCACCUUUUGAUCAAUUCAGAGUAGCCCUGUACAAUGUAUAUAAAUUCCAUAUCAAUAAAUAAUAAUAGAUUAUUGUAUACCACAGCCAAGGUUCAUGAAGAGGAUAUGAGUAUCGUCACGAUUAAUAUCUAGUACCUACAUGGGAAACAUUGUGCUCAGUGUCUUGUAGGUGUAGAUUGAUUUUGUUGUGAAUGGUAAUCUUGCAUAUAAAUGCUGGAUUAAUCAACAUGGUCGUAGAGUCAUGUUUUCUUUAGGUUAUUUACGUAGAAAUAGUUUUAUAAUAGUAUCACAGUUACAUAACGUAAUACAUUAUAACUUUUGUAGACAUGUAAAGGAUAUAGGGAGUAACACAAUCGGUUAAUUAUAUUUCAAUUUAUCAGUCUUAAAUUAUCAGCAAUGGACAGGUGAAAUUAGGCAUAAUUUAAAAAAAAAAAUACGUUCAUGAAUAAUUUAUCUACAAUUAAAUCAUUUACGAUUACUAAUUUGGUAAAUUAAUUCGUAAAUAAAGUACAAAAUUUCUCUCGCUCGUUUACUUCUAACUUUAGUUACCAAAAUUGUACGAUACAACAAGAAAGGGUGUCACGAACGAUUAAAUAACCGCUUAUAUGUAGUUUCAUUUUACGUGCCAUUUCCUUACAAAUACCCGAAGAUAACAAAUUUACACGUGCAACAAUAUGAAUUCGCGCUAUUUUUAAUGUCGUUGGGACAUAUAGCUUCUUGACAUUCCGAAAAUAUUUGUCAUUUGUGCAUACUCGCAAAUGUGGUAGGUAAAAUUGUAAUACCGUUAUAACACUGAUAAGAAUGUGCUUAUCAUAACUGCAAACACAAUUUUUUCCCUCGCUGAUUAAUUAUUAUUAUCAUUUUGAGAUAGGUCGAACGUCAUAUAGUUUUCGGACGCAAUUGAAAUUACGUUUAUUGCCCGAGUAAAUUCAAAUGAUUUUUUGUUAUAUAAUAUAUAUUACUAGCAAUUCGGCCCGACUUCGCACGGGUACAAUAAUACAUGGAAUAUAAAUAUAAACCUUCCUCGAAAAGUCUGAAAAAUCCCGUAAAAAUCUGUUGCGUCAUUUUAAAGAUCUAAGCAUACAGACAUAGACGGCGGAAAGUGACUUUGUUUUAUAUUAUGUAGUGAUAUAACUACAUUCUUCAUACACGUUUUUUACAUAAUAGCUCUGUUUUGCAGAGUGUUUUUAUUGCAAUAUGUUUAAGUUUUUAUUAGCAUAAUAUAUACAUAAAAAUGAUAAUACAUAUGCCUGACUAGUCUUGUUUCGAACAUUAUUAAUUGCACAAAGAAAAUCGAUUUCUGUCCUUUGUAGUAGACGUAUUAAUAUAUUAUUUUUACCAGCAACUAUAUCUGCAUACGUAAUAAAAUAAUAAACAGUUGAUUCUUUGUGUAGGUGUUAAUCGUUCAAGGUUCUCUCGUCUCUUUGUUUCAAAAACAUACAAAGUUUUAGGCGUUAUAGGUUAGGAUUGGAUAAUGGAAAUUAUACAGUGUGAUAUUAGAUUGUAUUGAUAUUUAAGAACUGUCACAUUGAGCGCAAUGUUUCAGGUGAUUACGUAAUUCCUGUACAUAAUAAUUUUAAUUGGAACUACCCACUGAAGGCUAGACUUCAUAGUUUACGUGUAUUUCCCUCAUAAUUGGCAUGAUAUGUACUGAUGCAUGCAUUCUUGUAAUUAUUUGAUAAAUGUAAAAUACUGAACAAAGGGAAAAGCCAUUGCACGAUAGUACUAAUCGAAAUCUAGCCUAUCUAUCCUAAAUUAUUUAAAUUUGCAAUUUCGACGGUUAUUUUACAAUAUUAUAGUACGAAAAUGAUUGUGAAUUCUGUGAUUGUUUCGAAAAUAAAUUAAGUUACAAUCUUCAAUGCUACGUUUAACUGGACAUUUAUGCGCAAAUUUUAUGUUUAUUUUUAAGAGGAUUAUUUUAAUUUCUAUGUACAAGCACACCGGUUGUUAACAACCGCUGUGUUAUUUAUUUAUUGCUACAAAUGUAUGACUGGUGAAUUUUAUAGUACAAUGGAUGCACAGCCCUGAUACCGAAUCAACAAUGGCGCAGUUUUGAAACAUUUUUGUUAUGUAAUUAUCGAAUACAAAGCAAUGGAAUUAUACGAAUAAGGUGUGAACCCGUGGAUGAGUCGUAUGCGAUAACCAAUUGGGGCAUUUCAAACAGUACCCGAUAACACAGUAGGUACAAGGUACAACUUUUCUGUCAUUUGAGUUUGAAUAACGCCGAAACGUAUGUAAGACAUGUAAAACUCAUAUGAAUUAUGAUUAAUUCUAUUCACUAGAUCGCAUUGUCAAUUCGUUGCAUAUCCCCCGACGCAGAAAGUGUGUUUUUUCAUGUUUGUAGGCGAAUUCGAUUUCUAGCAUCGUAGCUCUCAAACGAAUGGACUGAUUGCGAUGCCGCUUUUUUAUUUGAAAGCCAGUUUGCUGGCGAUGGUUCUGAGCUAUGUUUGGUUAAAAUCGUUCUUAGGCAUUUUUGCAUAUGGCCACUUGAUUAAGUGCUUCACACUUGCGAGUGAAAUAUAUAUAUGAAUACUUAAAACACAAUUCAUAAGAGGGUUUUUUAUUUUAAAUAAAAAAUAAAACGAUUUUACUUGUUAACUAAACUUUAAUUCUAAAGAAUUGAAAAAUGAUUCGCAUUGCCUCUGUUUAAUUGGGUACAUUUAGUAUGCAGGAAUGUGAUAAUUCACAUUAAGAUAAUUCAAUCUAGCUAAAACAUGGACUAUAUCGUGACUAUAAAAUUGCGUAGGACUCAUUCGCGAAGGUCACAGCCAGAUAACUUUUUUCAAUAGCAAAAACUCGCAUUCAGACCGUGUUCAUAAGAUUGACGUUUAUUAUGAUGACUGCAUGCCAACUUAUGAUAUUAUUUUGGAUCAAUCUUCAAUUGCUUCGAUACUUACGUAAAAAUGUGCAGAUGAAAAGAAAACGAGAUCAGAGAUUGCGUUUAUAUUUUUUAUAUUUGGUUGCAAUGGAUUAAAAUGUCAGCUGUUUUAUGUACCUUCGCUUUGAAUUAUGUAAAAGAUAAUUGCCGAUAAAAAGCGCUUUAAACAUAAUUUUCGGUAUCCUAAUGUGUGUAAGCGUGAGUGAAAUCUACCUCAUUAUUAUAGAACGAGGUUAUUUCACGAGAUACGAAAAAUUCGGCUGUUAACCAUGUUUAUAUUGUACUAUUAAUUUUAACA
Messenger RNA from Zerene cesonia (dogface butterfly), 7190 nucleotides. It is a transcript of the gene GlcT, whose product is annotated as ceramide glucosyltransferase. The record is from RefSeq and is a predicted model, not a curated record. The coding region runs from base 267 to 1460 and encodes 397 amino acids. Gene Ontology annotation, cellular component: membrane. NCBI's taxonomy places the organism in Eukaryota, Metazoa, Arthropoda, Insecta, Lepidoptera, Pieridae. Gene Ontology annotation, molecular function: ceramide glucosyltransferase activity. Gene Ontology annotation, biological process: glucosylceramide biosynthetic process. The transcript has a single exon.